This is a messenger RNA of Epithele typhae, 1905 nucleotides long. Its product is annotated as HET-domain-containing protein. The transcript has 2 exons. The record is from RefSeq and is a predicted model, not a curated record. NCBI's taxonomy places the organism in Eukaryota, Fungi, Basidiomycota, Agaricomycetes, Polyporales, Epitheliaceae. The coding region runs from base 1 to 1905 and encodes 634 amino acids.
AUGACUGACCACCCUCACCAGACCACGUCUAUCCAGCUCCUGAGCACCGACCGCGCGGAGCUCCGUACUUUCGCCUCUCCCGAGGACGUCGUUGGGGGCUAUGCUAUCCUCUCGCACACGUGGGACACGGAAGUCAAAGAGCAGACCUAUCAGGAGAUCGUUGCGAUCGGGGAUGAGUGCUACAUCUCUGGCGACAACCCUCGCGAUUUUGUCUCCGAGAAGAUCCGGCAGGCCUGUCUCGUCGCCCAGGAGCAUGGCCUCGACUGGAUCUGGAUCGACUCCUGCUGCAUCAACAAGGCCAACAGUGCCGAGCUUUCCGAAGCCAUCAGCUCGAUGUUCCGCUGGUACGCCUCGGCGGAGGUGUGUAUCGCCUACCUGGCGGAUGUUCCUGGCGACGACGAACCUGGGUCUCCCGACUCUGCUUUUCGUAAGGCGCGCUGGCACAACCGCGGGUGGACUCUUCAAGAGGGCAUUGCUCCGUUCGAAGUCUACUUCUACGCCAAGGACUGGAGCCUUCUGGGAACAAAGCACGAUCUUCACGAGGUUCUAGAAGAGAUCUCAGGCAUUCCCUCCGCAGUUCUACGCCACACGGCCCACUACUCCACGUUUUCCGUCGCCCAGCGUAUGUCAUGGGCCGCGGGUCGCCAGCUUACCCGCCCCGAAGAUGUCGCAUACUCGCUCAUGGGCCUUCUCAAUGUAACCAUGCCUACCAUCUACGGCGAAGGCUCGCGCGCAUUCCAUCGUCUUCAACAGGAGAUUAUGAAGCAAACGGGCGAUGCUAGUCUCUUCGCGUGGGGACCCCUUCUGGACGCGACCGUGGUCGAUUUUGACGCGGCAGUGGCCAACAUACGCGACCGGGUCGUCGACGAUAGCGCUUACCUUUUGGCCACCUCGCCCAAGGACUUUCGGCUUUUCAACAAUGCGGUGUUCACGCCUGACUUGACGGUUCCCAUCGAUCCGUAUCUCCCCGGCCAAUUUGUGAGUCAUCCGAAGGAUGCAGAGGUCCCUGUAAAUGGGCCUUUCGGAGAGCGUGCGAUUCCGCGCUUCUCUAUGACCACUGAAGGCGUCAAAUUUCGUUUCCCGGUGAUCAGGAUUCAAGACGCAACCAUUGCUGUCCUUCUAUGCGAGUCCAACGGUCAGCAUCUUGGUCUCCUCUUGCAUGAGUCCCCGGACGCCGGCGAAGACCCUACGCGGCCGCGCUUCCGCGUCGGUUGGCCCUGCGUCGGCGCAGAGCGGGGCUGGGCUCGUCUGGUCACUCUCGGCAACAAUUUAAACGAUCUCCAUGUCGGGACUAGAUGGACCGCGCUCCAGGUCAACUGGGAGACGCUCUUCGUCGUCGACCGCAUGCCCGCGCUCAAGCGUGCGCAGCUCCGGCCGUCCGCGACCAUCCACGAGGUUCUUCACCAACCGGUGUACCCAUUUCCGUUUUUCUUCUCCUCCUGGAUCCUCCAUCGCCUCACCAAUCUCGGGUGGAAAGUCGUCGCGAGGCCGAUCUCCGGCAACGAGGACUCCCCGUUCCCCGUAGCGCUCGAGUUUGAGCACUGGGAGCACACGGACCGCCGCUUCCACGUCAUCGUCGGCACCUGCUUUCAGGGCGUGGUCACCCCAGCCGGCGCUCCCAUCAACCAGGCCGGCUUCUCCGCGCGCUGGGCCAAGGUCUACUUCGACGGUGACGAGGCUGGGGCUUCGCCGACCAUCCACGACUGCGCCACCGAUCACAUCACGCCGGCCCGUCUCAGCUUCAGGACUGCCGGGGACGACGCUGUUCGUGUCGUGGAGGUCUCUUUCCAAGGUCGCGGGCCGGCGGUCAACCCUGCGCUCCUCCCCCCUCGGAUCGUGCUCGAAGUCAAGAUGGGUGGCACCGACUUGGUCGACUUGGUCGACGACGUCCUGCGCACGGCUUAG